Messenger RNA from Arachis stenosperma, 1171 nucleotides. RefSeq lists its product as uncharacterized. The coding region runs from base 112 to 1053 and encodes 313 amino acids. Gene Ontology annotation, cellular component: membrane. The record is from RefSeq and is a predicted model, not a curated record. The transcript has a single exon. Lineage: Eukaryota; Viridiplantae; Streptophyta; Magnoliopsida; Fabales; Fabaceae.
UUCUCAGUCAGCACUAAUUGUGUCACACUCACAUGCAUUACUACAAGAGCCAAACUACUAUUAACACAACACACAAUCUCUCUUCCUUGAUGUGAAACCGAAAUUUGACAGAUGAAGAAAUCUGGAAUUCCCUUGACUCUGAUGAUAUUAUUGUCCUGGUUUGCGGCCUUGGCGUGGUGUGAUGGUGAGAUAAUAAGAUCGGUUCAUGUUCUUGACCUGAUGAUAAGAGACUACACGUUCAAGUCAGUGGACAAGAACUUCAAGACAGGGACAGCAGAGUCAGUGAAGUUACCUUCAAAGCUAGCAGGGAUCAGUGUUGACACAGUAAGGUUCAGAUGUGGAAGCUUAACAAGGUACGGUGCUGAACUAAAGGAGUUUCAUCUCAAUGUUGGUGUAACCGUUCAUCCAUGUAUUGAGAGGGUCAUGUUGAUAAGACAAAAUAUGGGGUCUAAUUGGUCUUCUAUAUAUUAUUCUAACUAUGAUCUAUCUGGCUACCAGCUUGUUUCUCCAAUUCUGGGACUCUUAGCUUACAAUGCUGAUCAAGAUUCCAAUUCUUCCAACUCAAGCAUCAACCCUUUUCAACUUGGAAUUGUGUCUGGUGAUAAACCUCUCACUAUUGAUUUCACCAAUGCUACAAAACUGAAUGAGGGGACCCCCUUGUGUGCUAGUUUUGAAGGAGACGGGAGAAUGACGGUGGCGAAAGCCAGCGAAAAUUCACCGUUUGUUUGCGUUGCCAAGAGGAAUGGGCAUUUUGGGAUGGUGGUUGUGGAUUCUGAAGUGGAUGAGUAUAAUAAGAAGCCCAUAGCUCAGUGGAAAGUGGCGGUUGGAAGCACAAUUGGUGCUGCAUUAGGUGCUUUCCUUCUUGGGUUGCUCCUCGUGGCGAUGCUUGUGAGGGUGAAGAAGAGAUCAAGAAUGGUGGAGAUGGAAAGAAGGGCCUAUGAAGAAGAAGCUCUUCAGGUUUCAAUGGUUGGUCAUGUCAGAGCUCCUACUGCUUCUGGAACAAGAACCACGCCCACACUUGAGCAUGAGUACAUAAAUUCUCAUCUUAAUUAAGCAUUGUUGCUGCUCAAUACUUUGAUCAAUCGAAUCAUUUUUGUAACAUUAAAUACUACAUUUGUAUAAUUAGUUUCAAUUACAACAGUUCUUUGCUGCCUAUGUUAUUCAUUCAUAA